AUGGCAGACCUCCGGCGGCUUGUUCACAUUGGAGCCUUUUCUACUCUUCAAGAUAAACUAGAUAAAUGGAGUUCAGAUUAUUACAUCAACACGACAGACCAGAAUGUCGCCCGCGGUUGUGAACUCGUCGAACUUGUUGCCAAAGUUCAAGGACAGCUUUUCAAAAUCUUGUCACAAGCAGCAUCUGAUGGUGGUCUAUACAGUGGUGCUAGUGUCCUGAAGUACCGCCUGCUGCCCUGGUUGGGUCAGGGUUUCCUUGCCACAGGUGGGAUCAUUCCCGCAGAACUGCUCGCAGAAAACGUGGCCAAGGAUCGCGAGAUCAAUGACCUUCAAGACAAGUAUGAGCGGUCCAUCACACAACUAGAAGCUGACCUCAGGAUCACCCAGGAUGAAGCAGAUACACUCAAGGCUGAUCUUGCUGAUUCAAAGAAUGAGUCGGAUCGAACCCAACGAGCCUCCACCUCAGAAAAGAUGUUUACGGACUCAGAAAUCCGGGAACUGAGAUCAAAACUCGAAGAUGCAGAAAGUGAAAUUCAGACUUUGAAGAUCCGUGUGUCCCUUGUUGAUGAGUAUGAGAGACAGAUCAGAUACCUUAAGGAUGAUAUUGCCAUCCUGAUGGGGCGUAAGCGGGUCUCGACCCCAAUCCUGAGCGGGCUUGAAGUGGCUCAUGAAGACAACAAGGAGUUGCGCGGCAAACUAGGCCUGCUCGACGAAUACGAGCGCCAGGUCCGUUUCCUCAAGAACGAGGUCGCGAUUCUGAACGGUCGACGUAGCGCUCUUAUCAGGAGUAAGCCAGAGACACCUCGUAUUAUUGUCUCUGAUAGUGACGUUGAAGACUCGUUGGCAAGCUACCGCUACCUGCACCGCACCACCACCCCCCUGGCCGCAGAUGACAUCACCCAGAGAGUACGCCAACAAAGUCUGAUUGCUAGGUUCAACGACAUGUACACAAUCGACCGUAUCGAAGCAAUGGCAACCCUAUCUGGAUUCAGUGAUGACCACGAGAACAAUCAACGCAUUGUCUUUUCUGCUAUACAGGAAGCCUUCCAUGCAGCUAAGAUAUCAUUCAGACAGUUCAAGAUCAAAGUCCGCUCCAACCUGGCUAUCACGCACAAGGGACCCGAGACUCUGGAAGAAGCCGUCCAAGACUACAUCAACAAGAACACGGACCUCUAUGACCUGCCUGGUUUAGUCACUGAUGUUGUUCGCGCCCUGAAUCGUAACAUCCACAUCAGCCUUCCCGCUGGCGUCUCAUACACCGUCGUCAAGCCAUUCAUGCGAGAGGCAUGCAAGCUCGCCUGGGGCAUGUCCGCCCUGGCUCAUCCCCUUGAUCUGUCUGUUGCCUAUGGUGCUGAGCUUUAUGAUGAUCACAAAUAUCGCCGUGCCUAUGAUUCCGAGUUCACCGCUCCGCUCGUGAACCACCACGUCUGGCCGUGCCUGCUCCAGGGUACACACGUCAUUACUAAAGGUGAAGCUGUCACAAGGCGAGGGGCAUCUUUGACUUCGCCCAGACGCAGUAGGAGUCCAGCACGUUCUCUCACGCCCUCUCGUGCCUUGAGCCCUCGUCCCCGUAGCCGAUCGCCAAGCCCAAGACGUGCCGCAAGCCCAUCAGUUUUUGCUGACGAUGAAGAUGAGGAAGAGGAGGAGUUGAUGCCUGAGCAAGACUUAUCAUUGACUGCGCCACAUAGUAUGGCAUCUCGCCUGGGUUCUGGACGCCCCAGUUCCCGCUCGGCCGUACCCUCAAGCUUGCGGAGCACCACGCUUCCGUCGUCACUUUUCUCUGAGUCAGACAAAUCCGACGCAGAAUUACAAGCACCACUACAAAAUAGAUACACAAAUUGCUCUAGAGGACUACGCUCUACCAGCCGAACCAGUCACCGCUCGCUCUCUCCCUGCAGACCCUACUCGUCCAUGUCUGCUCUAAACCGUUACUGAUCCGUCAGCUAUGAACGCUAAAGAAAGGUGGCGCUAAAUACCAUCGGAACUGGGAUAUGGUGACAGCUCCUGACUGGCUUCACGAAACUAAAUUCUGUCACAUAUUAUUGCUACCUCUAUGCUAAAAUGUUCAAAAUAAGAGCCGUUUGUCAAAUAUGAUACUUUUUGAGCAGCUUUUUUUGUUCAACAAAGAACUUUUUCUUUCUUAGAAUCUUUUAUCGUUUUUUAUGAUAUGAAGAAAUGUAUUGAAUGAGAAUGAAAGCGUCAAUAUCUAAUUGUACAUUUACAUUUAUUUAUUUAUUAACAGUGUAUGCAUUAAAAGAUUCCAUCCAGUUGUAUAAAACUAUUUGAUUCCUACAUUUAUAUUUAAAUUCAUUCUGCUGAUUCAUUAAUCUAUCAUGUUUAUUGGUGAUUUCUUACUAAAUAUUGGUAAUGUAUCCGUCCAAGUACAUCAAGAAUGUAGACCUAUUAGGGGAUUUAUCUAUUUGAUUGGAAAAUAUUAUAUCUAAGAACCAAACCAAGGCCUAUCAAGGUGCUGUAAAUAGCCAUACACAUAUUGUAAGCUUUAUUUGCAUUGUUGACAUCAUCUGAUAGUUUAUCGGUGUAUUCUUUGUCAAAACCAUGGUAGACAUUAGACGGUGUCAAGUAACAAAUCGUAGUUGUUUUCUUCUAGUUACCGUCGUGAUAGUUGUUAUGUCAAAAAUAGUUUUAUUUAAGAAAUUAUAUUUGUGAUGUUAUUAUUCUUGCUGUACUUUAAUUUAAGGGCAUCUGUAUUUAUGUGAGAUUUUAGGCAAAGCUUGUAUCUAAAGAUAACAUAAUAUAGUAAGGCUGGCAUAACGUUGUCAUGGGUAAUAUUAAAAAAACUUCAGCUAACAAUGUUUAAUCAUAUUAAUACAUCGCCUUACCGAGAGCAGUAUUAGAGCAUGUACAUUUCAUAUGAAUGUAUACUUCUGAUUAAUUGACACUGAUACAACUGAUGACUGACUGAAGUGCAGUUAUUUGGUACACCUCACUGUAACAACAUCUCAGAACAGGCAGCAACAGCAUAACCUCACAUUACUACAACCAAAAUGAUUGACACUUGAAGAAAAUAUGCCAACAUACUGGUUUCCUCCUACUUUUUUGAGUUGCAAAUCGUAUUCAAGUGUUUUAUCAUUUUGCAGCUGAUAACUUAACAUUACUGUGAAUGUAACAUACAUUACUGAAGCAUGUUUUGAGCAUGUGAUGAGAUUAUCCCGCACUUGACCAAAUAAACUAUGUUUAAUGUUCUGGCCUGAAAUCAUGGAAUCCGUGGAAAUCCAAUAGAUAUUUUAUCUCCCACAUGAAUUGUGAUGUAAAAUUAUUCAAGAUGUCCAUAUUGAAGUCUAACGGUCACAGAUGAACUAAUGUGAAAUGAAUCUUGUAGUUGAAGAUUCUAGCUAUACAUGUAUUUUGUAAGUGUUUUGUUUUGUUUAAAGCUAAGUGUUUGCUAUGUUGGUAGCAGAUUUUUAAAUGAAUGGACAGUACCCAAUUACUGCUGAUAAUUUUAGGGCUAGAAAUGGUCAAGUAGAACAGGGUGAAUCUGAGAAAUUCUAAAUUUUAUAAUAUCAUGUUAGUUUGUUUUUUAUCAUCUUUAUUGGUCCAGCUAACUAGGUAUUUUGAUUCAAAUCUCUUAUAAUUUUGGUGAUUUUCGCUCUAUGGCAAGUCUCCUCAAGAUCUUUAUCAAUUCAAAAUAAUUCCCAUUGAAUUCUAGUUAGCUGAACUGUGAAUGCUUCGUGGGCCAUGUGAACAAAUUCCCACCAGAAUGCCUAUGGUAGCUAUUGAAUGUAGCGUAGUUUUUGGUAUGUAGAUACAAGUCUAGUGUUCAGUAUGAUUUUAAGAAUAUCAACAAUUAAUCCUAGGACUAGUAUGUUAAUUGAAAGAAAGGUUUUGCAUGUUUUCUGGCUUGUUUCAGCUUGGUGGUCAGGCACCUGGCAUAAUGCAUGCGUAAAUGUACAGGUCUCCUCUCUUGUUAGCUUGGAACAGACCAGUGCAAACUUGAUCAAUGUAUGUGAUGAUCUAUUUUUCUAUUGGUAAUGAUACUGAAUCUCAAUAAAAUUUAGAUCGGAAA
This is a messenger RNA of Lineus longissimus, 4024 nucleotides long. Its product is annotated as mitochondria-eating protein-like. Gene Ontology annotation, cellular component: mitochondrial outer membrane. Gene Ontology annotation, biological process: mitophagy by internal vacuole formation; mitochondrial protein catabolic process. The record is from RefSeq and is a predicted model, not a curated record. NCBI's taxonomy places the organism in Eukaryota, Metazoa, Nemertea, Pilidiophora, Heteronemertea, Lineidae. The coding region runs from base 1 to 1935 and encodes 644 amino acids. The transcript has 15 exons.